This is a messenger RNA of Esox lucius (northern pike), 1397 nucleotides long. It is a transcript of the gene igfbp1a, whose product is annotated as insulin-like growth factor binding protein 1a. The coding region runs from base 298 to 1155 and encodes 285 amino acids. The transcript is spliced from 4 exons. Gene Ontology annotation, molecular function: insulin-like growth factor I binding; insulin-like growth factor II binding. Gene Ontology annotation, cellular component: extracellular region. The record is from RefSeq and is a predicted model, not a curated record. Lineage: Eukaryota; Metazoa; Chordata; Actinopteri; Esociformes; Esocidae. Gene Ontology annotation, biological process: regulation of insulin-like growth factor receptor signaling pathway.
UUUGCGUGUUGUAUAUUCAAAUGAGCUAGUUGACUGGACGAACGCGGGCCAAUCAGAAGCCAUCGUAUCAUUACACCUUCUUUUCGGAAAUCAUUCAUAACACAGAUGCGUCAAACAUUUUUACAAGACUCCGGUAUAUAUACGGCCCCGCGCAAGGACUAGUUAGUCAUUUCUCCAAAAUCAAAGAAGAGACUACGGAAUAGGAGCGAAUCUUAGUUAUUUCUCCUUUACCUAAUCUUUGAAAACUCUACUAUUCCUUCAUAUUUGAUAUUUAGUCCACCGGACUCUUCGUUUGCCAUGAAUGGAUUAUUUCUAAGAAAUGUUUUUGUGGCAGCAGCGGUAUGCUGCUCGGUUUUAGUCCGGUUGGCACUUGGGUCCCCGGUGUUAGUGCAAGAGCCGAUCCGAUGCGCUCCAUGCUCACCGGAAAAACUGACCGAAUGCCCGGUGGUGGCGCCCGGCUGUGCGGAGGUUCUGCGUGAGCCGGGGUGUGGAUGCUGCCUCGCCUGCGCUCUGAAGACGGGGGAAAUGUGUGGAAUCUACACGGCACCAUGCGGGUCCGGAUUGAAGUGCACCCCGAGACCCGGCGACCUCCGGCCACUACACUCCCUCACUCGUGGCCAAGCGGUAUGCACCGCGACUUCCGAGACUGAGAGGAGCCCUGUUCCCCAAAACCAAGAAGUGCAGUCUGGCGAUUUCUACAGGGUCUUCCACUUCUUCACACCAUCAUUUUCGAAUUUUCUAGACCAAGAAGAGGUGGAUGAUACUGAGACGGAGAACGCUGCCACGGUGUCAGACCCCGGCUCCAGCCUUCACCUCCCAGGUCACAGCAAGCCGUUCGAUGCCCGUGCCGCCGCGGACACACAGGAGAGCAUGAAAGCCAAAAUUAACGCAAUCCGGAAGAAACUGGUGGAGCAGGGUCCCUGUCAUAUGGAGUUGCUGAGAGCCCUGGAGAAGAUUACAAAGUCACAGCAGAGGCUAGGAGACAAACUGACCAGGUUUUACCUGCCAAACUGUGACAAACAUGGACUAUACAAAACCAAACAGUGUGAGUCAUCUCUUGAUGGACAGAGAGGCAGGUGUUGGUGUGUGUCUUCUUGGAAUGGAAAGAAGGUUCUGGGAUCCACCGAUCUGCCUGUAGAUGCAGAGUGCCCUUAAUAGAUCACUGACGGAUUCACAACACACAACCACUGGUUUUCUUCUGUUAGCUGUUAUUUAUUCAUUGUCCAUAGUGGUGUUUGAUAUUCAGGUACACACUGUCUAUGUGGGGCUGACAUCUCUGACCCUGCCCCUCCCCACCAAAGAGAAAAUCUAUAAAAUAAGUAGAUUUGGGUAUUUUUAUGCAUUUUCUUUGACUACACAGCCUUAUUUAUUUAACAUUCUUGUGUUUUAAUUUUGUA